AUGCGAAACGACUACGAGACAGGGGAUGCGACCCUGGAGGACGAGGAGAGCGUGGACACCGGGACCGAGGCUUCCCUCCAGCUGGAGCCCGACGACUCGAACUACGCGAACUCGAGUCACGUGCGGCGACCACCCAGGCUGUGUAGCGAAGAGCUGCAGCGCUUGGACGAGCUCCUGCCGGCGCUCACGCGGGAGGACUCCAGCGUGGACUCGACGAAGCGUUUACUCGGGCGCGCGCUGGGGAGGAAAUUCCAGAACCUCACCCAGGUGGCCUCAUUGAAGCGGCGAGCUGUCAGGUGA
Messenger RNA from Durusdinium trenchii, 300 nucleotides. NCBI's taxonomy places the organism in Eukaryota, Dinophyceae, Suessiales, Symbiodiniaceae. The record is from the annotation of a GenBank genome assembly.